CACCAUGCGACCAGCAGGGGACGGGCCAAUCAAGAAGAGCACGUUGAUGACUCAGAACGGUACUGCGCUUGGAUUACAGGAGGGAAAGAAAGGCCGGAGAGCAAUAUUGUAGACUGUGUUGAUUUAAUUUAGUUUCUUGUCCUGCCUCACGUUUUAUUUCCUCCUUGUUUCAGCGAGUUACAUUUGAGUUACAUUUGAGUUACAUUUGAGUUGUUGGUGAAGUCGCGUUGAAGAACUUCUGCGAGGUAGCCAUGUCAGUUACGGAGAUGUUUAGCUACAUCCAGGGCUUUUUAACUGCAGAUCAAGAUAUUCGCGAGGACAUAAGAAAAGUUGUCCAAACACUCGAGCAGACCGCCAGGGAGAUUCUCACCAUCCUUCAAAGUGUCCAUCAACCAAGUGGGUUCAAAGAUAUUCCCAGCAAGUGUCUGAAGGCCAGGGAGCUGUUUUGCAUGGUUCAAACCCAAAUUGGUGAGCUGAAAACAAAGUUCCCUGUGGAACAGUAUUACAGGUUUCAUGAGCACUGGAGGUUUGUUCUGCAGCGCCUUACGUUUCUUGCCGCUUUUGUGGUCUAUUUGGAGAGCGAGUCCUUGGUGACACGAGAGGAGGUGGCAAAAAUACUCGGAAUUGAAGUGGACAGAGAAAAAGGAUUCCAUCUGGACCUUGAAGAUUAUCUAGCGGGGAUUCUUAUUAUGGCCAGUGAACUGUCAAGGUUGGCAGUCAACAGUGUAACAGCUGGAGACUACGGGCGCCCUCUUCGUAUCUCAGAUUUCAUCAACAAACUUGAUUCUGGUUUUCGCCUGCUAAAUCUGAAAAACGACCCGCUCCGUAAACGCUACGAUGGUCUCAAGUAUGACGUGAAGAAGAUUGAGGAGGUAGUGUAUGAUCUGUCAAUCCGGGGCCUUGCCAAGGAGCAGGAAGCCGGGGGAGAUAAGUAGAGGUAGGAGAGGAACUAAAGAGGCCGUGGGGCAAAUACCCUGGCUGGGAUUCUCCAUGAGUGCAAGAGUGGAGACUUAACCUGCCAGUGGGCAGGCAUGUGGAGGAAGAGAAGAUCAGAUGGAAGUGUUGAAGCCCCUGUAGCCUUUGACAGUGGUGUGGAGUUUGUAGCCAGCUGUCUCCCCUAGUGGAACGCUGUUUGGGCCUGAUUAAAAAAAUGGGAGAAGCGGUGUUUCUCACUGCUGUUGAGAAGUUUACUCAUGUACAGUUCAUCUGUAUGCUUGGUUGGAUGUGCCAUUUUGCUGUUCUUUAUUGUUCUGUGCUGGUCAUUGCACUUGUAAAGCAUUGUAUAAAUAUUGGACUUGGUUGACACUAGGUUGAGGUGAUUUUAAAAAUACUUAGUUUUCUUCUCAAUAUCACAGAGGUCUGUAAUAUAAUAGUACUACAAGUGAACGUGGCCUACAGGGUUUUUUUUUUUUUUGGACAGUUUUUAAAUAUGUACUAAGGUGUGUGUGUGUGUGUGUGUGUGUGUGUGUAUAUGCUUAAACCAUACUUCAGAAUUGACUAGAGGGGAGGAAAAUUAAUGAUGAACCUAAACUACACAAAACUGCUGCUUUGGGAAAAAAAAACCCUGCUUUUUAUCAUUUUUUAAAUUUUUUUCGACAUAUUCUGUUUUUCUUUCAGUACCUACAGACAUAUUCACAGGAAUAGAGGUGCACAUCUAUCAGAGCCCCAAAUCUUAGACUUUGAUAUGAAGAAUAUUUCUGCUAAAAAUGUUUUGCAAGUUUAUGCUGUAUGGUGAUUGACAAGAGGAUUCUUGGAAGAGCAAAAAUAUUCUUUAAUGAAGGCGACAGUACUGCCUUAUUUUUACAAUCCUGUCAGUGUGCUUCUGCUGUCAUGACCUCAAUUAGUUACAUUUUUCAAAACUUCUUAAUAAAUAAUGUUAGACUAUUGCAUGUUCUAUAUUGUCUGAAGACAGCAGUUUUGCAAAAAUCCACUUCUCAUAGUCAUCAAAUGCAAAGUUUUUUUUUUUUUUAAUCAAUUAUUGUUUGCCUGUUUCAUUGGUAUGUAAUGUUGAGCUAUACAUGUGAGCAUGUGAUUAGCCUGCUUUAUAAAUGUAUGCCUAAGUACUGUUUGACACAACACAUGAAGUACCUAUUUUGACUUCAACAUUAGUCCAAAGUUGUCAGUAGUAAUAAUAUGCACCUGUUUCCUCAUGGAAUGUCUGGUAUAUUACCACUGAAUUGACUUAUGAGUCUCUCUCUCUCUCUCUCUGAUGUUUCAAAACAUUGUGUAAUAAAGUGCAUCACAAACAAACCAUUUUGAGUAAACAAGUAGCCAAUGAAAAGAUCAGUUUGCUUGUUUUUGUUCAUUUAUAUUUAAUAUAAUUCACCAAUUUGUACACAUGGAAAAUAUUAAAUUAGGUUUUGUAAAUAAAGAAAAGAACAGCAUGUCUGGUCUCAGUUAAAAGAAUGACUUUAUGUAGUGAGUUAAAACCCCCUUUCUAUUGAGUAAUAUACUGUAGAAGCUUCAAUGUUUGCUGUGCCAAUGAUGAUUCAUUUUUGUAUUGAAAAACAAAAUUCUACCUCCAUAGGCAUAUAUUAACAAUUCAUGUAUCAGUGCCAAUACUAACCUAAAUUACAGAAGAAAUUUCUGAACUUUAUUGAAAUGCUGAUUAGAAAAUUAUAAUUUAAA
This is a messenger RNA of Ictalurus furcatus (blue catfish), 2628 nucleotides long. RefSeq names its product translin (gene tsn). The transcript has 6 exons. Gene Ontology annotation, cellular component: nucleus; cytoplasm. Gene Ontology annotation, molecular function: single-stranded DNA binding; sequence-specific DNA binding; RNA binding. The record is from RefSeq and is a predicted model, not a curated record. Bases 252 to 935 code for a protein of 227 amino acids. Gene Ontology annotation, biological process: RNA metabolic process. NCBI's taxonomy places the organism in Eukaryota, Metazoa, Chordata, Actinopteri, Siluriformes, Ictaluridae.